GAACUGCGGCUGCGAAGGGAGAAGUUGCUGGAUCAUUUUAAGAAUGCAGGAAAUGAUCUUUCCGAUGUCGAUAAGGAUUUUAAUGAUUAUCUGCGGCUUUUCGCGGGAUUUCUCGUGCAAAUUGACAAAAAUGCAAUCGCAGCUGGGGACGACCCGACGAAAGGCAUCAGUAAACUUGCACCAGUGCAGAGGUAUCAAUGGGGUCACUCUAUGCUAGGCACUCUUGCUACGGAGAUGUCAGACUCCUGGUUCGAAGCUUUGAAUUUGAUAGAUUGCAUGGCCAUGUGGCUCUCUAAACACGCAGCGUGGGUUGCUGGCAAAGAUGACGUAAAAGAAUAUGAAGCAAAAGAGUGUUUAACAUGUCUCCGUCGAGCAGCUGGAAUGUUCUCCUAUGUUGGGGCGCAUAUCGGCAAGUUUGCAUUCACCAUAUCAUUUUUAUCGUUUCUUCUGGCGGAUCUGAAUAUUUCGAUUAUUAUUUUGGAAAGUUCAGGGCGCCUGUCCGGCACUGGAGACUUUGAAGGAGCAGAUUUUGAUCCAAAAGUUGGACGAGCUUAUGAGCAGCAGGUAAUCAUGUUGGAUUAG
Molecule: messenger RNA, 582 nt
Organism: Ostertagia ostertagi
Lineage: Eukaryota; Metazoa; Nematoda; Chromadorea; Rhabditida; Trichostrongylidae
Source: the annotation of a GenBank genome assembly